Molecule: messenger RNA, 1723 nt
Organism: Dendronephthya gigantea
Lineage: Eukaryota; Metazoa; Cnidaria; Anthozoa; Malacalcyonacea; Nephtheidae
Product: venom prothrombin activator pseutarin-C non-catalytic subunit-like
Exons: 7
Coding region: 59-1723 (554 amino acids)
Source: RefSeq, a predicted model, not a curated record
CUGCAACACCAGUGAAGUGCCAUUUGGAGUAAAAGAUGGAAGGGUAAAGGAUUCUCAGAUGUCAUCGUCACAUGAAAAAAAUCGAUUUUCCGCAUCAAAAGGAAGAUUAAACGGUGCAGCUUCUUGGCGUCGCGACGAUGACAAUCAGAACCAAUGGCUCCAAGUCGAUCUUGGCAAAAACAAACUUGUUACAGCGAUUGCCACUCAAGGUUCUAGUAAUAGUUGGGUGAAGACUUUUUCGAUCUCUUACGGUGUGGAUAAAGAAAACCUCACUUCAUACAAAAUUAAUGCAACUCAGAAGGUAUUCGCUGGAAAUGAUGACAAGAAUUCUGUCGUGACAAAUCUCUUAUAUCCAACAAUAAAUGCGCGUUAUAUUCGCAUACACCCAGUGUCUUGGUUUGAUCACAUAUCCUUGAGAAUCGAAGUUAUUGGUUGCUACACAGGUUCUUGCAAUACCAGCAAGGUUCCACUUGGAGCGGAGGAUGGAAGAAUAAAGAAUUCUCAGAUGUCAUCAUCAACUGAAAAAAAUGGAUUUUCCGCAUCAAAAGGGAGAUUAAACGGUGCAGCUUCUUGGCGUCCUGACGAUGACGAUCAGAACCAAUGGCUCCAAGUCGAUCUUGGCAAAAAAAAACUUGUUACAGCGAUUGCCACUCAAGGUUUUGGUUCUAAUCGUUAUUGGGUGAAGACGUAUUCGAUCUCUUACGGUGUGGAUAAAGAAAACCUCACUUCAUACAAAAUUAAUGCAACUCAGAAGGUAUUCGCUGGAAAUGAUGACAAGAAUUCUGUCGUGACAAAUCUCUUAUAUCCAACAAUAAAUGCGCGUUAUAUUCGCAUACACCCAGUGUCUUGGUUUGAUCACAUAUCCUUGAGAAUCGAAGUUAUUGGUUGCUACACAGGUUCUUGCAAUACCAGCAAGGUUCCACUUGGAGCGGAGGAUGGAAGAAUAAAGAAUUCUCAGAUGUCAUCAUCAACUGAAAAAAAUGGAUUUUCCGCAUCAAAAGGGAGAUUAAACGGUGCAGCUUCUUGGCGUCCUGACGAUGACGAUCAGAACCAAUGGCUCCAAGUCGAUCUUGGCAAAAAAAAACUUGUUACAGCGAUUGCCACUCAAGGUUUUGGUUCUAAUCGUUAUUGGGUGAAGACGUAUUCGAUCUCUUACGGUGUGGAUAAAGAAAACCUCACUUCAUACAAAAUUAAUGCAACUCAGAAGGUGUUCGAUGGAAAUACGGACGAAAAUUCUGUUGUGACAAAUGUCUUAUCACCAGCUGUAACAGCUCGUUAUAUCCGCAUACACCCGAAGACAUGGAACAACCACAUUUCUUUGAGAGUGGAACUUUAUGGUUGUGAAAGAGUCAAUGCAAUUCCUUGCAAAGCUGGUGAAAAGACACUUGGCGUGGAAGAUAAGAAUAAAGUUAAAGAUUCGCAAUUGACUUCUUCGAGUUAUUGGAAAAAUUACUAUGCAGCUCGUGGACGAUUGUACAACAAAGAUAUAGGAUGGAUAGCUGGAGUAAACGACCAGAAUCCGUGGAUACAGGUUGAUCUUGGAAAGAAGGAAGUUGUCUCAGGGAUUGCCACUCAGGGAGGAAGUUAUUAUUAUAAUAAAUCUUAUCGUUAUCGUUGGGUGAAGACCUAUUCCGUGAAGUAUAGUUUGAAUGAAACAACAUUCGAGUCUUACAAAGAUGAGGGUGAUGAUAAGGUGAGAAUUAUUGCACUACAGGGCGUGUAA